AGGGUAAUGUAUUAACGCCAUACAAAGCAAAUGUAAAAGCUUGCAAAAGCAACUCCCACGCCCAAAGCCCUGCGAGGGAGAGAGAGGGAGAGACCCACUGUUCUUCUCGAGGCUCUGAGAAAGAAAGAGAAACAGAAAAAAGUGUAGAGAUUUUGAGUGCAUGAUGCACGCGAAGACCGAUUCGGAAGUGACGAGCGUGGCGACGUCGUCGCCGACGAGGUCGCCGAGGCGGCCGGUGUACUACGUGCAGAGCCCGUCGCGUGACUCGCACGAUGGGGAGAAGACGACGACGUCGUUUCACUCGACGCCGGUGCUCAGCCCGAUGGGCUCGCCGCCGCACUCCCACUCCUCCGUCGGCCGCCACUCCCGGGAGUCCUCCUCCAGCCGCUUCUCCGGCUCGCUCAAGCCCGGAUCCCGCAAGGUCUCCCCCAACGACGCCUCAGCCGCCAGCAAGCAUCACCAACGGAAGGGCCAGAAGAAUUGGAAGGAAUGCGACGUCAUCGAGGAGGAAGGCCUUCUGGAUGAUGGCGAGUCUCAGAAAGGCCUUCCUCGCCGCUGCUAUUUCCUGGCCUUUGUUCUCGGCUUCUUUGUUCUCUUCGCCCUCUUCUCUCUGAUCUUGUGGGGCGCUAGUAGGCCCCAAAAGCCCAAGAUCACCAUGAAGAGCAUUAAAUUUGAGAGUCUGGACAUUCAUGCUGGUUCAGAUUUCACGGGGGUGGCAACUGAUAUGAUCACCAUGAACGCCACAGUGAAGCUCACUUUCCGCAACACCGGAACAUUCUUCGGCGUCCAUGUUACAUCCACGCCUCUCGAUCUAUCGUACGAUCAAAUCACAAUCGGCUCUGGAUCCAUCAAGAAAUUCUAUCAGUCAAGGAAAAGCCAAAGAACUGUAGCCGUUGCAGUGACCGGAGACAAGAUCCCUCUGUACGGAAGUGGCGCGAGUCUGAGCAGCUCAACGGCGACGACGACCACCGUGCCAGUGCCUCUGAAACUGAGCUUCGUGGUCAGAUCGAGAGCCUACGUCCUGGGUAAAUUGGUGAAACCAAAGUUCUACAAGAGGAUCAAGUGCUCCAUAGUCUUCGAUAAGAAAAAACUCAACGUUCCGAUCCCACUGAAGAAUUCUUGUUCAUACGAUUAAUCAAUCCAUACUACUGUUUGCUCUGCCGCUUUUUUCACUUUUCUUAUCAUUGAAGGAAGAUAAACGGGGGCAGCUGUAGGGACACGCGGUUUUCAGGGCCUCUUGGGUUGCCCGGCUGCCCGACGAUGGAGCUGCUGGUUGGGUUUGGUGGCGACUUCAACGAACCUGCUCAGAUCGCAUAUAAAUAAGAAAAAAGGAAAGAGAAGAGCGAAGGGGGAAUUAAUUGUUUUUUUUAUUUUAUUUUAGUUCAAUACAAGCAAUAUUAUGUUAAUUCAUUUAUUAUCAGAAGAAACGUUGGGUUCACUGUUUGGACGAUUUAAUUAUCAUGGAUAUAGAGAGUAAAUUGCAGUA
Molecule: messenger RNA, 1486 nt
Organism: Diospyros lotus (date-plum)
Lineage: Eukaryota; Viridiplantae; Streptophyta; Magnoliopsida; Ericales; Ebenaceae
Exons: 3
Coding region: 161-1135 (324 amino acids)
Source: RefSeq, a predicted model, not a curated record